AUGUCGUCUUGCUCGAUCUGGAAGCGAUGGACAUGCUCCCACUCGCAUAUUACUGUACAGUCGUUUAACAGGAUUUCCUCGCCAAGGACGCUAUGUCGCAGCCCUUUUGAGAAAGCGGUCUCUGUCCGCACAGUAACCACAGCGGCUCUCAGGAGACCUCGGACGUUUGACUCGACUAGCCACAGGAACAAGCCGGUAUCCGUUAGUCCACGACUGGACUUGACCCAGUCCACACCUUCGUCUACUCGGGAUUGGGACAAGAAGAACCUCAUUGGACUUAGUUUGCAGCAACUCAAGGACGAGCUGACGACGAUCCCUGGUGUGAAGUCUUAUACGGCAUCGCAGAUCUGGCGAUUUCUUUAUCAGAGAGGGGUUACAUCAAUAGACGACAUGCUCAAUGUCCCCAUGGCUAUCAGGGAUGAGCUCAAAGAAAAGUACACCAUCGACUACGGAAGGAUCGUGUCGGACCAUGUCUCGCCUACGGACGGGACUAGGAAGCUGCUGGUGGGAUUUCAGGACCCAAAAGCCAUGGUUGAAUCUGUUUUCAUCCCCAUGAAUGGCUCAAGAGGGACUCAGUGUAUCAGCAGUCAGGUGGGCUGCUCGCUGGCGUGCACGUUUUGCCAUACAGGAACUCAAAAACUUUUACGCAACCUGACAGCGGGGGAAAUUGUCGGCCAAUACAUGAUUCCCGCUAAAGACUACGGCGACUUACCUCUGGUCAAAAAUGCUCAGCGCAAUGUCAACAACAUCGUUUUCAUGGGUCAAGGAGAACCAUUCUACAAUUGGAGAAAUGUCAGGCAGGCAAUCGAGAUUCUGACGGACAAGGACGGGAUUGGGCUGCCAAAGAGCAAGAUCACAGUGUCAACCUCCGGAGUCGCCACUGCACUACCGAAGCUUGCAGAACUUGAUGGAAUUGGUCUCGCCAUCUCACUACAUGCCACGAAUGAUCGCCUUAGGGAUGAGAUCGUACCAAUUAACAGGACCUUCCCGAUUCGUGCUCUUAUGAACGCAUGCGCGGAUUAUGCAAGGGCGAUGCAGAGCUGCAACCGCGACAGUCAAAGGAUUACAUUUGAAUAUGUAAUGCUCAAAGACGUGAACGACAGUUUCCAGGAAGCGAGAGCAUUGGCAGAAAUGUUGAAGGAUAUUCCCUCGCACGUCAACUUGAUCCCGUUCAACCCAUGGCCUGGAAGCCCAUACACCAGCUCUCCACGAGACCACAUUAUUGGAUUCUCCCGGAUCGUCGAGAACAUGGGCGUACCUGCUACGAUCCGUUGGCCUCGAGGAUUGGAUGUGAUGGGUGCCUGUGGCCAGCUCCGGACGAGCUAUGAUCAAAAAGAAAAGACAACCCAUUAA
This is a messenger RNA of Gamsiella multidivaricata, 1353 nucleotides long. RefSeq names its product cfr family radical SAM enzyme. Gene Ontology annotation, biological process: tRNA methylation; rRNA base methylation. Gene Ontology annotation, molecular function: RNA methyltransferase activity; iron-sulfur cluster binding. The transcript is spliced from 5 exons. Bases 1 to 1353 code for a protein of 450 amino acids. Lineage: Eukaryota; Fungi; Mortierellomycota; Mortierellomycetes; Mortierellales; Mortierellaceae. The record is from RefSeq and is a predicted model, not a curated record.